Messenger RNA from Gossypium raimondii (Peruvian cotton), 678 nucleotides. RefSeq lists its product as uncharacterized. The transcript is spliced from 4 exons. NCBI's taxonomy places the organism in Eukaryota, Viridiplantae, Streptophyta, Magnoliopsida, Malvales, Malvaceae. Bases 1 to 678 code for a protein of 225 amino acids. The record is from RefSeq and is a predicted model, not a curated record.
AUGUUGAGAGUGUUGGAGAGGGUCGCUAGACCCCAUUCUGGAUUUGGGGGCUGUGGGGGCAUCAUUGGAGUUGCUCCUACUGUGGCUGAGUAUUGGUUUGAGGCCACUAAGAGGAUUAUGAACGAUAUUGACUGCACUCUUGAAAAGAAACUGAAGGGUGCAGUCUCUUUGCUUCGCGACAAAGCUUAUCAGGAAAGUACGUGUGAGGCGUAUUUAGCCUAUGUCAGUGUUUCACCUUCUGGGGACUCUUUUGUUUGGGAUAUCAAAAUAGUGAGGGAAUUUCCAGAUGUUUUUCCUAAGGAGUUAUCAGGUUUACCUCCAAAUCGAGAAGUUGAGUUCGAUAUUAAGCUUUUACCGGGUACAACUCCGGGGGCACCGAUUCCGUUUGUAAAGAAAAAGGAUGGUACCAUGAGGAUGUGCAUCGACUAUCGACAGUUGAAAAAACUGACUGUGAAAAAUAAGUACCCACUUUCGAGGAUCGAUGACCUCUUUGAUCAGUUUCAUAGGGUUGCGAUAUUCUCGAAGAUAAGUCUUCGUUCUGGGUAUCUUCAGCCUAGGGUUAAGGAAACUGAUAUUUAUAAGAUGGCAUUCAGGACUCAUUAUGGGCACUAUGAGUUCCUAGUUAUGCCCUUUGGUUUGACGAAUGCUACGGCUGCAUUCAUGGAUUUGAUAAACUGA